Messenger RNA from Solea senegalensis (Senegalese sole), 2678 nucleotides. RefSeq names its product cyclin E1 (gene ccne1). Gene Ontology annotation, biological process: regulation of cyclin-dependent protein serine/threonine kinase activity; G1/S transition of mitotic cell cycle. The coding region runs from base 372 to 1691 and encodes 439 amino acids. Gene Ontology annotation, molecular function: cyclin-dependent protein serine/threonine kinase regulator activity. The record is from RefSeq and is a predicted model, not a curated record. NCBI's taxonomy places the organism in Eukaryota, Metazoa, Chordata, Actinopteri, Pleuronectiformes, Soleidae. Gene Ontology annotation, cellular component: cyclin E1-CDK2 complex; centrosome; cytoplasm. The transcript has 12 exons.
CGUAGAUGUAGAGGCGAUUCAUACACACACGCACACGGCGCGUGACAGUGUGUUAGCGCCGCGUCUGACGGGAGUUUGGAGCGGGACAAUACGGAGGUUGGAGGGGGUUAAAGGUCUCAGCUGCUCCUCCUACUGAAGUGAAGGCGCCAGAGCUCAGAGGAACCAGGUUCACUCACUCACUCACAUCCACAGAGAAACGAGCCAAAGAGCGGCCCCGUUUGUGACGAACAGGCGGGAAAGACUUUUACACAACAUCCACCUUUUAUUUCGUCUCCUUCUUCCUUCUCCUUCUUGUGGAUACGAGUGAACUUCAAGGACACAACAGUCUUGAGGUUUGCUCUGAAGUCUUGACGUCGAGCCCUCAGAGUAUAAUGCGAGGAAAAUGGGAAGAAGACGCAGAACAGAAGUCUGUUGCUCCCGAGGCGGCCCAAGAAAACACCGUACGACCGAGGAAGAGGAAGGCAGAUGUUGCCAUUUAUUUACAGGAUGUGGAUGAGGAGGUCGCAGAGAUGACGAGGAAGAAGCAGCGCGACUGUGAGCAGGUCUGGAGUCCUGGUGCUGGCUGCAGAAGUCCACACCGGUGGAUCCCCACGCCCGACCAGGAGGAGGACCAGCCCGUGACUCUGAUCAACGCGGGCGGCUUCCCUCUCUACAACUUCAGCAACGUGUUUGCGACGCCCGUGCACUGCGCCCCACUUCCUGCACUGUGCUGGGCCAGUAAGGACGUGGUGUGGAGCAACAUGCUGGCCAAGGAUAAGACCUACACCAGAGACGUCCACGUGAUGGACAAACAUCCGCACCUGCAGCCAAAGAUGAGGGCGAUUCUCCUGGACUGGCUCAUGGAGGUGUGUGAAGUGUACAAACUGCACAGAGAGACGUAUCACCUGGCUCAGGACUACUUUGACCGCUUCAUGGCCACACAGAGAAACGUCUUCAAGUCCACGCUGCAGCUCAUCGGCAUCACGUGUCUCUUCAUCGCUGCGAAAGUGGAGGAAAUGUAUCCUCCCAAAGUCCAUCAGUUUGCCUACGUUACUGAUGAAGCCUGCACUGAAGACGAGAUUCUCAGCAUGGAAAUCAUCAUUAUGAAGGAGCUGCAGUGGAGUCUCAGUCCACAGACGCCCGUCUCCUGGCUCAACGUUUACAUGCAGGUGGCUUAUCUGAAGGAGACGGACGACCUGCUCAUCCCCAGAUACCCACAGGCCACGUUCACUCAGAUCGCUGAGUUGUUGGAUCUGUGCAUGUUGGACGUGCGGUCGCUGGAGUUCUCCAACGGCGUCCUCGCCGCCGCCGCUCUGUUCCACUUCUCUUCUCUGGAGCUGGUGGAAAAUGUGUCAGCUCUGAAGAGGGCGGAGUUGGAGGAGUGCGUGCGGUGGAUGGUGCCGUUCGCCAUGGCGCUGAGGGAGAUCGGCGGUCUGCCGAUGAAGACGUUCGCGGGGAUCCCCGCGGACGACAUGCACAACAUCCAGGUGCACGCCCCCUACCUGUCAUGGAUGGAGAAGGCGUCCUCGUACCAGGAGGCGGAGCUUGAGCGACACAGCAGCUGUGCGGUGCCGUCAGGCGUGCUGACUCCGCCCCUGAGCAUCGAGAAGAGCGAGGAGCUGGCCGGCGCCCCAUUGCCCAAAGUCCUGCCCAGGAUGCAGACGGCGGCGUCUCCACGGCAACCGUCUCCGGAGCGGCGAGACGACCACUGAGAGACGCCAGAAACCCGGAUUAGAUUUGAACACCAGAGCUGUGACUUUGUUUUUUGUUUAAUUUUUUUAAUACGGUGGAGGAACAAAGCGAUGCCGACGACCUGGAUCCAGGUGUUUUUUGUUUGUUUUUUUUAAAUGAGGGGGGCGGGGCUUAAACACACUGAUGCAGCGACAAUCAGUGAACACAUGUUUUUUUGACGAGCCCGUUCAGACACGACGACGACGACGGCGGCGGCUGCUUGCAUUAAAGAGAUCGUUCAAGUGUGGUUGUGUGAGACACUGACAGAAGCGGUGCUGUGAGCGCCCCCCUGUGGCGAGGAACCGGCCUGACGUGCGUGAAAACACCGAGUUUGUCACUUUGUGAACCGCUCGCUCUCCAGCGCCAAAUCCCAUAGAGAAAACUGUCGAUUUAACAUCGCGGCGCACAGGAGUUGUCGGUCCACGUCCGCUUCCAUCGGGAAGUUUACGCGCGUUAUUUUGCGGCUUCGGUGUUUGAAAUCCUUUCUUCAGAUUUACCUCAGUGACACGAUCUCACCACAGGGGGGCAGCAGAGGACGUGCAGCUCCUGUGUCACUGCGAGCUAAAAUCGCUGAUUUUCUCUGUGGACUUUGGUUUGGCAGAGUCACCGGUGAACAAAGUCUGAGUUUUUUUCUUUUGGAGGAGUGAGAUGAGAUGUUGACGGUCAGCAGGGGGCGCUCACAGCUCUGAAGCUGAAUUAUCUCUCGUCUCCUUCCAGUCACAUCUACUUUUAAUGGUCUUCAGGUUUGUUUUCUAUGACGAGGCCAAAUUUUCUUUGACAUUAGUGUGUGUGUGUGUGUGUGUGAGUGUGUUUUUUUUAAUUCUCUUAUUGGCCUCAUUUGCCCAGGAACUCUUCUUAGGGCCAUGUUUGGCUCUGUGCUGCUAUAACGAGGGCUUUGCAUAUUGGAACAGGGGACACAGUGUGAAUGUGAGAGUGUGUGAGUGCGUUUUAUCUUUUUCUUUUUUUUU